Xyrichtys novacula (pearly razorfish) is the source of this 10808-nucleotide messenger RNA. The record is from the annotation of a GenBank genome assembly. NCBI's taxonomy places the organism in Eukaryota, Metazoa, Chordata, Actinopteri, Labriformes, Labridae.
GUGGCUGUAAGUGUUACACCUGCUGCACCACAGACCUUCGGUUUGUGUAGUCUAAUAUUCAGAAAGUGCGACUCAUUUGAUGAUGAUUAUUUUUAGUUACCGACUACAAACAGUAACGUGACCAGGAGUGAUGGAAAUGUAAGUCAUAAGAAGCAGCCGAUGAGUGGAGUCGAAACUGGAUGCUGAUACUUUCGUCAACACAACACCUAGGCGGACCGAGUCCCGCAUAAAAAUGGCUCAGUCUCCAGGAGGAGCUUCAUUUAUCACAGCCCUGAUACUGUCUCAGCCUUAUAAACUCUAUCUGAACCUGCUGCACACGGACGACCCGCAUUCACGUGAGUACAUGACAGAUUUACUGAUAUACCAAUACGGGCUGUUAUUUUUUGUCCGUAUCACAGGAGAGAUAAUCCGAUUUCAUAUGGCAGAUUAUAAAGGUUUUUUUUUUUAGGUAGGUCUUUUAUUCCCUUGCUUUUCUAAACAAGUCUUUCUCGAUUGGAUCCAGAUCAAACAGAAAACUUUAAGCUGUACUCUUUGCUAUUUUUGCAACUUCUUCAAUGUUUUUUAUUUAUUUAUUUAUUUAUUUUUCCUUGUAUCAUCAGGAUCGUGAUGGCGAAUAAAUCCCGGCUCAGUCAUGAGGUGACAUUUCUGCUGCUUUACUUAACCUGCUGCGAGAUCAUGCAUUGUGAUGGAUUCACAGGUUGGUCCUUAUAUCUCCUCAGAAAUGUAUGUAUUCGUCUGUAGAUGUAUUUGUUUGUGCUGUGGAGAUCAUUUGUAGAUGCUGCUUAGAAGUCAUUCACUACAUUCCUGUUGGGAAUCCUCAUAAAUCACAAUUUUAAUCUUAAAUCCCCCUAAAAUUGAAAUCAUAUAGCCUAUUUAAAACACUUUGCAUGCUUUGAUUUUCCUUUUUUCUUUCAGUCAGUAUAGUCAUUGAGCUCAAUGUCAAAAGUGAAAAUUUCAUUUUCUCACCGAGUCCUCAGCAAAGACAGGGUAAAGUUGCAAGGCAUGACACGAGUGUGCAAACAUGCCAGGUGAAAGAACUUUAACACAAUGUGCGAAUAAAAUAAAAAAACGGUUCAUUUGCAGUUGACCCUCCCAAAGACAUUGUGAUAUCAGACCCUGGUCUUCUUGGAUACCUUGACAUUACAUGGACCUCCCCUGCCAGCCUGGAUGAUAUUGCAGAGUGCCAAAUAUUGUAUCAGGUGGAUUACUUCAACACCUAUAAGAACAGCUGGAGUGUAAGUACAUACCUUAUAUUUUACUUGCUUUACAAGCUGCUAAGACUAAUUAUCAUUGUCAUGUCCUGUCAUUAAUACCAAACACUGACUGAUUGUAUGAUUUAUAAUCAGGGUUAUAUGCACGACCCCACAGAAAUAACACUUCAGUGCUAACAAUUAGGCAGGCCAGUCUUUCAAAGGUCCAUAAGGUAUAAAAGCCGGCCGGUCAGUCUUGAUAGAUUUUUUUGUUGUGUCUGUCUGGCACCUGAUCUGCAAACAUGGCAAUAGAUGCAAAUCUUGAUUCAGUCUUUCCAUUGUUUUAGAGCCUGCCGGCAUAUGGUUACUAUAAACAAUAAGGAGUUGUUUUACAAUUUUAUCCUCCCUUACUCAUCAUCAUGAGUCAUCUGCAAUUUCUGAAGAACUAGAGCGUGGUAUGGUGGGUUUUAAACCUUCUAAAAGCAGGAUUUAAUCAGUAGCUAUGUCCACAGGUAGAGUUUGGAGCCAUUAAGUUCAUCAGGUAUCAUAAAAGUGCAACAUGUUUAGAGGUUUCAGAGAAACCCUGAUUUGAUUAUGGGAAGAGAAUGUGCUCAAAGCUCAGAUUUUAUGCAGCUUUAAGGCUUUUUGAGUUGUGGAGGCAAGGUUUGCCUGUAAACAAUCUUUUUUUUUUUUUUUUUAAACCGUUGGUUCUUUUUUUCCGAAUAGGAAGCCUACCCCUUCAAAGAGCAUCAUUUUAGGUUGUGUUUACUAGCUGGUUUUGCUCCCCUCUCCAUAGCCAGAAUCUUCAUUUUCUUCUUUUUUCAGUCAAGAUGCCUCAAGUCUGAGACAUCAGCCUUUUUUUUUUUUUUUUUUAAACAAAGCCCCCUUUAGUCUAAAAAGCACGUUCUUGCCUUAAAAGGUAAGGAUCUAUCUUGUUUCUGCUCUCACAGUGACACAUACGAUUACAUAAUAUUAAUACUACAUGGUAGUGAUGGUAGAUUGAUGGUAGAUUGAUGGUAGUGAUGACGACAAAACCAUCUAGACAACAAUGCCAUAUGACAGAAAAAAUAAGUUUCUCCUUCACGGUAUCAAACAGUUAAGACUGAUGUUGUUUCAAGCAGCUAAAAAGUCUGAAUCAUCAUUUUAAUUUUGACACUUUGACAGGUAUGAACAGUGUUUAUGUCUUCAUUUGAGUGCUUCAGGACAUAAUCUCAUUUGGUAAACAGCUUUGAUAACAGAUCUAUUCUUCUAGCCAAAUUGGCAGACAACACCUAACCACCAUGGCACACACCCAGUUCAAGCAAGAGUCACUUUUUUUCCAGAUACAAAAUGUUCUCUGUCUGAGACACCUCGUGAUGAUAGUUAAAUCGGUGCAAACGAAUAAAACAAAAGAAACUGCCAGACAUAAUCUAAAUUAAGGGGUUGCAUCUCUUGAAUGGCAGGCUGUCAGGACGCCUAGAAGGAAGUACAGUGCCCAGUUUGACCUGAUGAAAGAUAUCAGAGUGAGAGUGUACACCUUGCUGAGUGGACCCUGCACCAACGGUACAUUGGUCAAGAGCACAAACUACACUGAGGUGGUCCAGCAGCCUCUUGGAACAGGUCAGUCCUGGUUGUUUCUACUGAUAAAAGAGUGAAAAUAGGGUUCAGAGUAUAAGUAGACACUGAUCGAUUUUUCUCCUCUUGUCCGCUACAAGGCAUCACGGGUACAGCAAUUCAAAACUUCAUUUGUGUGUACCAUAACAUGAUCUACAUGGAGUGCAAGUGGGAGCAAGGUCCGAAGAUGCCGGCAAACGCACAGCAGAAACUGUAUUUCUGGUGAGUUUUGUGCCAGUCAGAGACCCUUUUGGCCGGGGAAGGUUUCAUCAAAUCCAAUAUGGUUUUGUAGACCAUCAUAGUUCUCAGAAAGUGAACCCUAAAGGCUUGAGUGAUCCACCGACAGAGGUUGUUUUUGAAUACAAUUGCUCAACAGAAUUAGUCUAGUUGUUUUCACAUUUGGACGUUUAAGACUCAAGAGGUUGAAUUCAAUUAUCUGAGACAUAACUCAUUCUUGAAUUUUCAUCCUGCGCAACAAGCAAGACACAGGCGCGAUGGCCUCAUUGAGACGUCCUUUUCAGGAAUAAUCCACACUAUCAACAGCAAAACAAUGUCAUCAGCUCUCAUCAAUUCUGCAUAAAUAGAUGGUGCCUGUUUCAGCAGUGUGUCUGUGGACUGUCUCAUCUCCAGGUACAAGGGUCUCGAGAAAGUGGAGGAAUGUCCGAAAUAUCUGAUUUCAAACGGAUAUAGGAGCGGCUGCAACUUCACAGGGAUAUCUCUUCCAGAUUUCACCAAUAUCAUCUUCUGUAUAAACGGCUCCUCCCCUAAAGGACCCCUAAAGUCAACAUACACCACUCUGCAAAUCCAAAACCACGGUAGAUACCUGUUCAUCUCAGGUAGCUUAUUCAUGCCAGUUUCCUGAGGAGGAUAUCAUAAUUGUUUUCAUGUUCUGAGGUUUUUAAAUCACCUUUGCUGUUAUCGCAUCUGCCUUUUCAGCGUGUAACCUGUCAUUACAAUGUUUUUUUUCCAGUGAAGCCUGAGACUACAGAGACACUGUAUCUGAAGGCAGGUCCAGACAAGCAGCUGGAGCUACACUGGGACCGUCCUGUUGGCCGUAUUCCCCGACACUGCCUUGAAUGGGAGGUGGAGCACAAUAAGGAGGGACCAGAUGGAAAAACUGCGCUGGUACGGAAGACUAAACAUGUAGACUUUUCUAUCUUCAAAACAUAACACACCCACUGUACCUAUUUUUAUCACCCUGCAGAAAACAAGAAUAUGUUCUUUGUAGAUUUACAGGCUGCAAUAACAUCUUCGAACACAUUUAACUAGCUUUAGUUUUAAUCCUAAUCCUUUAUACAAAAUAAUCCUGGAUUUAGUGUAACAUUAAUCUUGUUUCCCAAUGUGCUCUUGCUCUGUCAUUUAGUCAUUAUCCUUGCUUCAUCAUUCACUCUUUAACUUUUCACUGUUGGGGUUGGGAUGAAGGGUAGGGGAUGAGGUGGGGCAGAGUUGUGUAUUCUUUCUUUCUUUUGUAUUCUUGUGUGUAUAGAGCGCUUAUUGCUAAUCCGUUGUAUGCAAAGUGCUACACAAAUAAAGAUUGAUUGAUUGUAGAAAGAAGUGCAGUUGUAGAUUAAGAAAUAUCUGAUGUCAACACUUGAAUUAUGUCUGUUAAUGUUGGUCAGCCAGACAAAACAGUGCUGACAUUUUUGACACUUUACAAGCCAGGAUACUUGAGCCAGAACAUGAUCUCACACCAGAUUUGAUGAGGUACAAUUACAAUAAUUAUACAUCACAGGACAGUUAGACACAUUCAGGGCAUGAAUUUUCAUGCCACAGCAUUCACAUACCACUUUAUUAUCUACCUGAUAAAGAAGAAGAAAAACAUUGAACACCUCCGGCAUCACAGAUAUAAAGCUGUAUCACACCUGCUGUCAAAAUAAAGGAGAUGUAGAUCUUGGCACUAAAUGAACUCUGUUCCUAACUUUACAACAUUCAGAUGUCUUUCUUUCCUUUUGUAUUAUUUACAGGAAAAGACUUUGACCAGACAGAUAAACCUCACUCUACCCUUCAUGCACAACAUGAGAAGCUGCUUCAGGGUUCGUUCCAGAUUGCAUAAAUACUGUGCAGACAAAGGGUUUUGGAGCCAGUGGAGCCAUCAGACAUGCAGUACAGGUAAUAAAAUAACAGUCCACCAAGUCAUCCUCUACACUUUAUUAGUAGAUAAAUGCAAAUAGAAAGGAGCUUGAAGUCUGCUUACCUUAUCAACGCAGGUUCAUUAUGAAAACCAGAAAAAGAAAUUAUGUCCAUUAUUCAGCCUGUUUCUGUCUCUAUGAGAUUUAUUUUCAUUUAAUUAAGCCCUUGCUUUAAAUGGUGUGACGUUUCAUAGUUAUGGGAACUCCAACUUAGAGAUUUGAUGGUUCUGAGUCUAAAUUCCUGCAAUUUUGAAGGACCUUAAAAAACAUUAGUGGGUGACUCCAUUACAAACUAAGCUGUAGGGUUUUUAAAGAGACAUCAUCCAACCUUAGUGGGAAAAAUAACUUGGUGGAUUACUCGCCCGAAGGCCAAGAUGUUGUCAUCUAAUGUAAGUAUUAUUCUCAUCAUCUAUCAAUUGUAUUUUUUGACUUAUGGUGUCAUGGCUAUUUCUGACAUUUGAAAUUACUUUUAUCAGCUUUGAUUUUGGUUGAUAAACUUUAGAAGAAGAGGAUUUUUAUCAGAUGUAGAAUCAGAGAUACUUUAUUUUUUCCCAGGGGCAUUACAGUUGCUCUGAUGCAGAAAGUAAGAUUAAAGAUGAGUAUGAAGCUAUAAGCUGGAGGUAGAAUAUAUAAGUAUGUACAGUUUGAGUUCAAAUACACAUGUAAAAAAAAACAAAAUAUAGAGAAAAUUUGAGAUGUAGAAAAUAAGGAAAUGUUUUGAAAUAAGAAUAAAUCAAUGUGUGAAAAUGCGAAGAUGUAAAAAAUGUGGAUUCCAUAAGAUUUAUUUUAUGAAAUGUUAUUUUAUGUAGAUUUGCAAAUACAGUAUUACAGCAUACAGUAGUUAAUUCUGACUAUGAACUCUAGGUUGGGUUCAUCUUUACAUGUUUUUGUGUCCUAAGAUUUUGUAUUUAGAGGAUGUUGCUGAAGCCAGAUGUGUAAUUAACAAAACCAUGAUCCUGUAAACACACACACACGAUUGUGUGGGAUUUCUGCCAGAGGGCACACAACACAUGUCAAAUGCUGGUAUUAAUAUUUGAAAGUUACAUGUGUCUGGACAUUCAUAAAGCAGAUACAUACAGGUUUUUAGGUUUUUUUUCUUCAUGUUUUAUUAAACCGAGGUGCAUUUGUUGUUGAUUUAUAUGACACCUCUUCUUCAGGUUUUUGAGAUGCUUUUUGGUCAGAUCUGAUAGGAGGGACUUAUAGGUCAGUGCGGCCUUGUGUGUUUGGAUAUUUUCUAAUAUCCAUUUUAAAGCCCAUUUGUCUAUGUGUGAAUGUAAAAGCCCAGGCUUGCUUUAUUAAGCUUUUAAAAAGUGCUGGGGAAGAAUACAGAUUUAUAAUUGGCAAGAAACUAAACAAGGAUAAAUACCUUACUGCCAAACAGGGAGGGAAUUAGGCAGAUGAUGAGAACUACACAGUUGAGAAUAAGAUAAGAUAAUGAGAACUUUAUUUAUUCCUGAGGGAAAACUCAAUGUAUGUAUGAAAGGAACACCUAAGAUUGAUUAUUUUAAUCAAUACUUACUAUCAUGAUCAUGGUUUAUGAUCAUUAGGUAAGUAUUAGCGAUUAGUAUGUAUAUUUAGGUAUAUUUAUGUGUAUUUUUAAAAUAGGUAUUUUAUACUCUAUUUGGCAUAAUAUGAUACACCUGUAAAUUUUUAAUACUUACACAUCAUAUUUAGUCCUUUUGGUGUCCACAUUGUGUUUUGCUUCAUUAUUUUGUUUUGUGCAAUCCACAUUUAGAUUAUGACCUAAGGUCAGAUGCAUUGUGGAAAAUAACAAAAAUAUGAAGAAGAAGGAAAUAGCAGUGGGGCUUCGAACCACGAGGAUCAGAAUCAAGAGGCACUGCGCUGACCUAUAAGCUCCUCAAAAAUUUGAGGAAGAGGUAUUAUAUAAGCAUAAAUAUAUAAAGAAUAUAGAUAUAUAAGUAAAAUAUGAAGAGAAAAAAUAACAGUCACGCACACAAUCUGAAAAAAAAAACACUGGAUGAAAUGUUGAUGGGAUGUCUUUCACUGGAAAAAGAUUAAAAAUGUUUUGCCUUUGAAAUUUACAUUCAAAACCCUCCUCAGUUGUGCUUCUUGUCAGGUUGUUUUUGUUUAUUCAAUAAUUGAUUGUGUCCUUUUGUCAACAUAAACAGGACAAAUACUGGAGCCACAAUGAGACAACCCCCUAAGAAGCUGGGUCCAUCAGAGCCAUUUUUUGCACUGGCAGCGCCUAUUUUCUCUACAAAACCAAUGCACUUUUGUCAGCUCUCAGCUUCCAAAGCACUGAAAUCCCUCUAUGAGCAGUUUGAUAUAGUGCAAUUUCAGUCAGACUAAUGUGUUGACAUGUAUUUUGAAGGUCCAGUUUUGGUCGCACUCAGGCAAUAAAUUGUUUUUUUGAACAUGUAAAUGAAUGCAUGUCAGCUCCUUCUUGUUUCUGCUCUCAUGGUGAUCAGUUGAAAAUGACUCAUUCAGGAAAAGGCUAGACUUGCUCAGAUAACUUUUCUAUCACUGGCUAAUCAGACCCUGGCAGGACUUGAUUUGGUGUCAGUUUUUCCUAAAACAGUGGUUGAUGAGAAAUGAACCUGGCUCCGUUUUCAGGUCUGCUGCUGGUGCUAGAACGCAAUUCUUGUUCAUUUUAUUUUCAUCUUAUGUAGUGGUACAAUUUUUACAUUUUUGUUACAAAAGCAUUUCAAUGUAAACAUCACUGCUGAAGUGCCGUGAGACAGCUUUCACAAAUCAGCAACAGUUAAUACCACGGUGGAGAAAUGGACACCGCUAAUUCAGAAGACAAUGUCAAUAACCCUAAUAAUCACCGAUAUCUGAAGCUAGAAACUCGAUUUUAAGGACAUCGCUGUUACUUUAUGUUCAUGGUUAUGUUUAUGAAGGUCCACCAUGAGUAUUUCUUAUAGAUUUUGUCAGGGAAUGAAGAAAUGCACAGGGUCACUCUGUUCAUUGACAAGAAAAAUAAGAUCCAGUUUUUCAUAUGCUCUCUGGGUACUUGAAGCCACGAAAACUCAUAACACCCAACUCUGUUAAACUGGCCUCUGGUAUUACUGUCUCCAUUCUUGCGAAAUUAACUUUCAUUUGUGUGUGUAAAAUUUUUGUAGCCUUUUUGUUCAUGUGUCUUAUCAUGUCAAACUGCCUAGUUUCUUGCCAUCUCCCCUAUAGCAGUCUGGACUUUUUAAGUCCUAUCAGUACAGGCUUGAAAUAUCUGUAUCUGGGGGUUGAUGAAUGAAGCCAACCGUUAUUUUGUCCAAAUUUUAAAAUGUUUUCACAGAAUAAAUGUUUCUGAUUGAACUCUAUGCUUGUUUGGAUCUCCUUUGUUGCAGCAUCAAUCUUUAUGCUGAUGACACCUUUCUUUCCUAUCGGUUAUAAAACAGUACCUUAAAAAAAACUGAUCUAAUAGUCUGGAAUGGUAAACUGAAGCAAGUUUAUCAGGAAUUGAACAUUUCAAAUUGAAUUAUUACCUCCGCCAAGGAGGUUAUGUUUUCGGUAGCGUUUGUUGGUUUGUUUGUUUGUUUGUUUGUCUGUUAGCAAAUUUACGGAGAAAGUUAUAGACGGAUUGACCUGAAAUUUUCACCAGAGGUGCGUCUCAGCCCCAGGAGGAUCCCAUUAAAUUUUGGUGGUGAUCCGGAUCACCUUCUGGUUCCAGGAAUUUUUUGAAGGAUUCUUUAUCAUUGUGAGAUAGGGCAAAUUUGGGAAUUUUUGCAUUUAACUCUAUAAAAAUGGCCAGAGUCUUUAGUAAAAAAUUACACAAAAGGAUCUCAAUGAGUUUUAUGAGUUGUCAAAGGUUGAUCCUGAUCCAGACAAAAUUCCGGAUACUGUGAUCCAGAACACACAAAAAUCAGGUUGUCAUUGGAAUUUUCAAUGCUGAAAGAUAACCAAUGGGCGGCACAGUGGUGUAGUGGUUAGCACUGUCACCUCACAGCAAGAAGGUCCUGGGUUCAAAUCUGGGUCAGGGCAUUUCUUGUUUUAGGAACAUUAUGAACAGUGAACAUACCAGUUUAAACACAAAUAAAAGUGAAUAAAAGACACGUAACAGUAAAAGUUUUGGUGUGAAUCACAAUAUAAGGGGGGGACAUGAGCUGCUUGGCAGAGGUCUGCGCUCUCUGAGUGCUUUUCUAGUUUCUAAUGGGAUGAGCUCUUCAAAACAGAAAACACCAUAUUAUUAACUACACAGGAGUCAACAGAUGUCCUGUACAGUCAUCCUGCUUUCAUCGUAUUGCACCACUGGAUGAUAUUUUCCACAUUUGAUUCAUUAACUUCAGGCAGCCUUUCCCUUUUUAAUGCAUUACUUGAAUAUUUGAAGAGUAAUUUAAAGGACAACUAAGUCAUUUUAAUGUAAAGGAGACUGAACUGAUGAUAUACUAAAAACGUUUACAUCCAAUCCCAUAAGAAGUGCUGCAAACCAACUUUGAACAGAGAGAAGCUGGUUGACUGAACUUUCUCAGCUGGAAUUAACUGAAAGAAAACUAAUUGGGAAAAUUUGUGUUUGUUUAGCUUGUUUUUUAUUGUUUUUUUUUUUCUGCUUUAUCAGUUUUUCCAUUUAUAUGCAAUUACUGCUUCACUUUACUCAUUUUUCUUAAAUAACUUGUAAAAAAGUCUUCAUUAAAAACAAUCAACUGUGUAACUUAUAAAGCUACACUUUACAUGAUGCCUUAUUUGAGACCUGGAGUCCAGUAUUCUUGAAGUCCCCUUAAUUUUUGAACAAUGUUCUUAUAGCUUGACAAUAAAAAUCUGUGCUUUACCAACCUAAAAAUAAUGAGUCAAAACUUAUAUUAAAAAAAUUAAAACUCCUCUAAAAUGCAUUAAAAUAAUACUUAAGUCUAAAAGAUGGCUAAAAGGCCAGUAGUCUUUGUGCUGUUCAUUGACUUAACUUUGUGUGUGCAUGUGUGUGUGUGUGUGUGUGUGUGUGUGUGUGUGUGUGUGUGUGUGUGUGUGUGUGUGUGUGUGUGUGUGUGUGUGUGUGUUUUCUGCCUUUCAGUAAUGACAGCUGCUGAACCAGAAUGGGACGUUGUACCUGCCUUUGUGUGUAUUGCUGUUGCCAUCAUCGCCACACUGGUGCUGUCACUGUGUGUAGGGGCAGCGCUCCAUGUGUGAGUACACCUUUCCAGCAAAUCAUAAAAAUACCAAAAACCCCAAAAAGAAGGUGAACUCUGUCUAAACUGUGUUUCUUUUGCAGGAGGAGGUCAAAGCGAGAGAAAAGGCCUGAAUCUCUCCUCGCCAGCUUGUUUGGCAGAAAUUCAAUCUCUUAGGGACGGACAACAGAAAAGACCUGAAGGUGUAAACCUUUGACCUGAGUACUGAAGGGUCUCCGGCAGCAAAUCACACACCAAAACUCCCAAAGGUGCAACAUACUGUAGCCCUCACAUGAUAUUGUUCCGACUGUUGAUCGAUUACUGAAGAUACUUCGCAUUGGGCUGAAUGUUACAGAAACUGCAGUAUUUUAAUGUUACAACAUGUUGUGCUACCUAUUAUAUCUUUUAACCAUUAUCUGAGGUGUAACUUUAAAUGUAACUUUCGAAGAGAAAAUAAUCAUAUCUGGUUGUAAUUUUUUUUAAUAAUCAUUAUUUGCGACUCUUGCCAGCUGACACGUCAGCUUUAUCACUACAAAAGUAUUGCUGACUCUUUGGGGAUAUGUUUUUGAUGUUUUACAGUUUGCCAUGUCACUUGCCAGUGCAGUAAAAGCACAUCUCAACUUGAUUUUGUAAAAUGAAGAAAGGAAGAAACCAUGCCACUUUUCUAUUUCUGUAUAACCUAAAUUUCCAUUGAUCCAUGACUGAAAAACAUUGUAAAACUCUCAAAACGUGUUUGUUGCCUUGUUUACAACAAAUGUGACAACCAAACCUCCCAGUUUGUAUAAUUUAAUUGUCUGAUUUCACAACAGAUGAGGAGUAAAUAAAACAAACUAACAUGGAAA